This is a messenger RNA of Stylonychia lemnae, 2364 nucleotides long. The record is from the annotation of a GenBank genome assembly. NCBI's taxonomy places the organism in Eukaryota, Ciliophora, Spirotrichea, Sporadotrichida, Oxytrichidae.
AUGAAGUUGUCCUAUGAGAAAGAUGAUGAGGAAAAGGAUGAAAGUUCACUCUAGCUUAGUAAUAAUGCAAUGCUUUCUCUAAUAAGAAGUAGUGAGAGCAUGUCCAUUCCUAUGAAUAUAUUCACUAAUUAGUCAUCUGAGAUUUUCAAAUUUAUGGAUAGCAGAGAGAGUAGUAAAUUAACUGAGAAUCAUUUUGCAUACACCCAGCCUGAAUAAUUAAAAGAAUUAAUUCCAUUUGAAGAAGAUUCCUUAGAAACGAUUAAAAUAUUGAGGAUAAAUUAGAAUUAAGAAGUCAAGAUUCAUCUAAUGACGAGAUAGAAAGCAAAGCCAUUGAAUAAAACAAAGAUUAAUCAAAUGAUCUCAACAUCAGCUGACCUAAAAGUGAAAUCUAAAGAGAUAAUUAAUGAACAGUACUCCUUCUAAACAAAUGGAAUAGAUAUAAUAUUCCCUUUUAAACCAUAUGAAAGUCAAGUAGAUUUUAUGACUCGCUUAAUAAAUGCUCUAAAUAAUGGUGAAAAUGCACUUCUUGAAAGUCCUACUGGAACUGGCAAAACUCUUUCUUUGCUUUGUGCUUCAUUAGCCUGGCUAAAGUAUGAGAGGAAAAGAUAAUAUACUACAAGCUUGAAAACAAAUGGUAAAGGAUAUGUUGAGCCAAUUCAAAUAAUAUAUACUUCAAGAACUCACUCAUAAUUGGCAUAAGUGCAAAAGGAACUAAAAAGUACUGCAUAUAAUCCCAGAAGUUUAUUGCUAGCAUCAAGAGAUCAUCUUUGUGUUCAUGAAGAUAAAGAUAGAGCUUCUGGAGCAGAUCUAUUAUUUAUGCCUUACAAUUUCAUGAUUGAUCCAAAGAUUAGGGAAAUUUUCGAGUUUAAGUUUAAAAACUCGAUUAUCAUAUUUGAUGAAGCUCAUAAUGUACCUCAACAAGCUGAAGAUGCAUCAAGUUUUGAAUUAGAGACAAAAUAACUUGAAUUUUUGAUCCAAAACCUUCAAAAUUAUUUAGAUGAUUACGAUCUUGAUUAAAGAAAAGUUAAGGACUUCUAUAUUGACAAAUAGAAUAUGAGUGGAAGUCCAUCUGUUGUUAUGCCAGGUAGAUAUAUCUUUGAAAUUAUUUUUGAAGGAUCUAAGUUUAUCUUACAUCUAGUUUAGUAUGUUGAAACUCGAACAACAUUAGAAAAUCUUUAUGAGAUUCUUAAGAAAAUUAUGAAUCUUCAUAGCUAAGGUCCUCUAAGUCAGAAGAAUUUAGAGGCAAUUGAUAGAGAGGAUAAUGCUUAGGGAGAUGACAAAUAAAAUGAUGCAGACGACUAUUAUGUCUACAUUUAUGAAGAGGAGGAAGAAAAUUAGCAAAUGCAUUUCAAUAAGAAUAAAAGAAGCGGGAAGUCUUAUUUUCUUCAGAAAACAUGCAAAAGGAUAUUGGCAUUUUGGUGCUUUAACGCUGGUAUAUGUUUUAGAGAGUUACAAACACUCUAGCCAAACACAGAUUAGGUUUAAAUUAGCAUCCUUACAAAAGGCGUCAAAUAGAAUUCUUUUAACUUUUCUUACCAGAACAGAGAAAAUGAAAAAGCUUUGAUAGAUUUGGGAGUAAGUAUUCAAUAAAUAAGUAAGGUUACUCCUGGAGGAAUACUUGUAUUCUUUCCAUCUUAUAGAUAUUUAAGAAAAUGUGAUGAGCUAUGGGAGAAUAGCAAUAUCAAAUAAUAAAUUGAGAAAUUUAAGCGUAUUUUCUUGGAACCAAAGGAACUUAUCAACUAUAAGCAGACAAUGGAUUCAUACUAUAAAACCAUAUUUAAUGAAGACUAAAAUGAGUCUAACAAUGGAGCAAUAUUGAUGGGAGUAUGCAGAGGAAGAAUUAGUGAAGGUCUUGAUUUCUCUGAUAAUGCUGCAAGAUGCGUGAUUGUUGUUGGAAUACCAUAUCCACUCUAUACAGAUCCUAAGGUGAUUCUCAAGAGAAAUUAUCUUGAUAAGAAAUUGGAAGAAAAGAGAUCUGAGUACAUGAGAUUAAGCGGAAAAGAUUGGUAUUCACAAUGUGGAAUAAGAGCAGUAAAUUAAGCUAUUGGAAGAGUUAUAAGGCAUGUUUAAGAUUACGGAUCAAUUAUUUUAGUAGACUAAAGAUUCGGUUGGGGAGGAAUUAAGAAUCAAAUAUCUAAAUGGCUUAGAGAUAGAAUUUUGCAUCAUGAUGAUUGUCAUCAGCUAAUAGAUAAUUUGUCAAAGUUCUAUCUUAUAAUGUCCAAAAGAGGUUUCAAGGCAAAAGUAUAAUAACUAGCUUAACUUAAACUUGAACUGCUGGAUGAAAAUACUCGAGAAUUAAAGAGAAGAAUGUAUUUGAAAUAGAUCGAAUAUAAGAAGAAAUUUAAAGAAGAAUAAGAGUUGUGA